Molecule: messenger RNA, 2166 nt
Organism: Trichoderma reesei QM6a
Lineage: Eukaryota; Fungi; Ascomycota; Sordariomycetes; Hypocreales; Hypocreaceae
Exons: 4
Coding region: 1-2166 (721 amino acids)
Biological process (GO): double-strand break repair via break-induced replication; DNA replication; DNA replication initiation
Cellular component (GO): nucleus; MCM complex
Molecular function (GO): DNA replication origin binding; single-stranded DNA binding; single-stranded DNA helicase activity
Source: RefSeq, a predicted model, not a curated record
AUGGAUCGUCAGUCUGUCUACUCGACUCGCGUGUACGAGUCCAACUUUGGCGAUGCCGACGACACCCGCCUGCAGCUGCAGUCCCAGCUCGAGACGUUCAUCCUCGACUUUCGAAUCGACAACAAUUUCGUCUAUCGAGACCAGCUGAAAGAAAACGCGCUGCUCAAGAAAUUCUACUGCGAUGUUGACAUCAAGGACCUCAUCAGCUUCAACGAGGAGCUGGCACACAAACUCAUCACAGAGCCAGCCGAAAUCAUUCCCCUUUUUGAAGCAGCAUUGAAAAAAUGCACGCAUCGUGUCGUGUUCCCCCACGAGAAAACCGUCCAUCUCCCCGACCACCAGCUUCUCCUACACUCCGAUGCGGACGACGUGUCGAUUCGCAACCUCGAUUCCAUGACGAUAGCCCGGAUGGUCCGCGUUCCUGGGAUUGUCAUUGGCGCUUCAGUCAUGUCCUCCAAGGCAACCGAGCUGCAUAUUCAGUGCAGAAAUUGCAGCCAUUCCCAGGCUCUCCCUAUCCUCGGCGGUUUCACAGGCGUCACACUGCCCAGGCAAUGCGCGCGGAAACGCAUUCCCCACGAUCCCACACCACAGUGUCCGCUCGACCCAUACUUUGUCGUCCACGAAAAGUGUCGAUUUGUCGAUCAGCAGGUUAUCAAGCUCCAAGAGGCUCCAGACCAGGUCCCUGUGGGAGAGCUGCCCCGACAUGUGCUCAUCACCGCUGAUAGAUAUCUCACAAACCGAGUAGUCCCAGGCUCUCGGUGUACUGUGAUGGGCAUUUUUUCUAUUUACCAGAACAAAGCGUCCAAGAAUUCGUCAACGGGUGGCGCAGUUGCCAUUCGAACACCAUACCUGCGAGCCGUGGGCAUCCAAACCGACAUUGACCAGGCUGCCAAGGGAAACGCCACGUUCUCAGAAGAGGAAGAGCAGGAAUUUCUGGAGCUGAGCAGACGGCCGGACCUCUACAACAUCAUGGCGGACUGCAUUGCGCCGUCCAUCUACGGCAACCGAGACAUCAAAAAGGCCAUCCUCUGUCUGUUGCUCGGCGGGUCAAAGAAGAUCUUGCCCGACGGCAUGAGAUUAAGAGGCGACAUCAACGUGCUGCUUCUCGGUGACCCUGGUACCGCCAAGUCGCAACUGCUCAAGUUCGUCGAGAAAGCAGCUCCUAUCUCCAUCUACACCUCCGGAAAGGGCUCAUCAGCCGCUGGUCUGACGGCCUCUGUCCAGCGAGAUCAGUCGACGAGAGAGUUCUAUCUGGAAGGUGGUGCCAUGGUGCUCGCCGAUGGAGGUGUUGUGUGCAUUGACGAGUUUGACAAGAUGCGAGACGAGGACCGAGUGGCCAUCCACGAAGCCAUGGAACAGCAGACGAUAUCAAUUGCCAAGGCUGGUAUUACAACCAUCCUCAAUGCUCGGACAUCUGUGCUUGCGGCUGCCAACCCUAUCUUUGGACGCUACGACGAUAUGAAGACGCCCGGCGAGAACAUUGACUUCCAGACAACUAUCUUGUCUCGUUUCGACAUGAUUUUCAUCGUCAAGGAUGAGCACACACGGGAAAAGGACGAGAGGAUGGCAAAACACGUCAUGGGCAUCCAUAUGGAUGGCCGUGGUGCUGAGGACGUAGCCGAGUCCGAGAUUCCCAUUCAAAAGAUGCGGCGAUACAUUACGUACUGCAAAACUCGAUGCGCACCUCGACUCAGUCCCGAGGCCGCCGAGAAGCUGUCCUCUCACUUCGUCUCCAUCCGACGACAAGUCCACGCCGCCGAGAUUGAAGCCAACACACGAUCCUCCAUCCCCAUCACAGUCCGUCAACUCGAAGCCAUUGUCCGAAUCACUGAAUCCCUCGCCAAAUUGACCCUGUCCCCGAUUGCCACUGAAGCACACGUCGACGAGGCCAUCCGUCUCUUCCUGUGCUCAACCAUGGACGCAGUCAACCAGGGCAGCAACCAAGGCAGCCGCGAAAUGAACGAUGAGGUGAGCCGCCUCGAGGCUGAGCUCAAGCGGCGGUUGCCCAUCGGAUGGAGUACCAGCCUGGCCACACUACGGAGGGAGAUGGUGGAAGGCAAGGGAUAUUCUGAACAGGCAUUGAAUCGCGCGCUGAUGCUGCUGCAACGGAGGGAUACAAUAAUGUUUAGAAACCAGGGAGCGCAGGUUUACCGCAACGGAGCUUAA